UACGCCGAAAUGCAAAAAGCGCAACACACACUGCGGUGAGGUCGUUCAAAUGCACUGUAGGAUCAAGGGAAACACACUGAGCAUGGAUGUACUCACCAAACUGGAAAUCUACAUUCCUGUGGAGGCUGAAGUGAAACGCAUCUCUGUGCAAAGCUUACCAAACUCAAUGCUCAGAAGAAUGGGUCUUUCCCUCUCUGACCCUGAUGUCUCCAGAAAGCUUGCAGACUCUCCUGAAGGCAUUUGGAUUAGUCCAGCAGUCUUCCGGAAGAGAGGCCAGAAAUUGACUUCACACACAGGAAAUGGGGUAAAGGAGAACAUGCACUCAGUGGUGACCACGGCUAAAUCAGGUCCACUCCGAAUGUCUAUUGUCUCCCCCAACCAUACUGCUUAUGAGGUGCUGAAGGACACCAUGCCUGGGACACGAAGAUCUCCAACAUUGCUGGUACAUCAAGGCUCGGCGCUGCAGAGUAACAGAGAUGCUGUCGUUAUCUACCGUGGGAGCGUCUACCUGUUCAUCAAGAGGCACAGUCGUAGCCAGGGUCAACAAGAGACGGUUAAGCAGCCGGCUUCACUGUCUGCUAUUCCUUUGACAUCAGAUUUGUCAUCUAAAAGCCAAAAGAAGGAGCUGCUAAAUGACAAAAGGCCCAAAAAGAAACAUACCACAUGCAAAGUAACCCACCGUGAAAACAAGACGGAUGUUAUACAGAAGAAAAGAGACAUAUCCACAUCCAAGACUAUGUAUCCUGUUCUUCUGCCCACUGCUAGUGUACACAAAAAGAACAGCCAGAGCUAUGAGGAUUCCAGAGGAGAGAAAGCCUUUCAUUCUGGGGAGAAGGAAGAGCUAGUCAGCAGUGUUGGAGUUGGGUGUGAGAUGCAGGAACGGGGUGAUGAAGACACUGAGAGCACCAGCCAAAACAGUGACAUGAGCAGUACCAUACAGAUGGACAGUGGGGAAGUUGACCCAAGUAGCAGCCAGAGCAGGACCAGGAGAGAGUCUCUGGGUGCAGCUGCUUCAUCCUCAUCAGGGCAAAUGGAGUGUGUCUUUAACGAGCUGGCGCAAGCGGAGGAGAUUGCUCGAGUGAAGGCCAAAUUCAGUUCUGCUCUCAACAACCUGCCUUUGUCAAAGGCCACUGUACACCAUUCACUCGUGUUCAACUAAGAAUGAAUAUGGCUGAAGUGCUAUGGUUGCCCCCAGAACUCAAGGAGAAACAGUAUGAGGAGAGGAGGUAAAAAACCCUACUGCUGCAGUCCUCCCCUCCCGCUGCCUCACUAUAAGACUGCAGGCCUCCUGAAGCUGCUCCACACAGACAGGAUGCAUUCUUCAAGCUGUACCCUAGCUGCUCCACAGACAGUUAAGGUAAGACUUUGCUUCACUCCGGAAAUUUCCCUGAAUUGGAACUGGCAAAACAUUGCUGUUUCUCAUAUCAGAGUUGAAAUGUGGAGAUGUUCUGCUUCUCUCUGUGUCCUCUCUUGUUACACUUUCUUAUGGAUCCAACAGUGUUUCUUGCCAAACGAACUUUUAAACAACUAAAUUCUUGGUUAUCACAGUUCUGAUUGAUGGAGUAACAAAAGGGAAAAAAGCAAGUAGUAUACUGGUGUAAAAAAAAAAGCUUGUGGUGCACAGCAGCUUGGGUAAUAGAGGAAGACAGAUUCAAUAUAUGGAGAAUACAGUUUCCAAAAAUAAAUAAUCUAUGUUCAAGUUUAUUGUUAGUGUGAUUCGUCUUAGAAACAAUGUAUUGCAGGUUGUAGCUACCUCUCUGCAUAGAGCUCUAAAGACUACGAAUUAUAAUUCACAUGGAUUUUAAUGCAGACAUUCAUUCUCCAGAUGUUCUUAAACUCAGCACAAAUAACAAAUUCUUGCCUUUCGCUUUCCGAUAAUUAGUAUCAAAUAUUAAUGCCUUCAAGGAAACUUUCUGUAAGUUUUUAAGAAAUUAUGGAUGCUGUGUUGGAGGAAACCUUGCUGACUGUCUGUGUCAGAUUGAUAAACCCUUACUUUUACUACAAGUCAAUUUUGCAUUUUAUUUGUGCACCAAACAAGGAGCCAGCAAAACUGUUCCUCAGGCCCCUAUACAGGAUGUGAUGGG
Messenger RNA from Acanthochromis polyacanthus (spiny chromis), 2084 nucleotides. RefSeq lists its product as uncharacterized. The transcript has 5 exons. The coding region runs from base 50 to 1159 and encodes 369 amino acids. NCBI's taxonomy places the organism in Eukaryota, Metazoa, Chordata, Actinopteri, Pomacentridae. The record is from RefSeq and is a predicted model, not a curated record.